AUGGAGAAAACAAACAAGGUUCUAUGGGAAGAGGUAGAGGACGACGAUGAGAACUUAGAUUUCUUGCUUCCGGCGAAGCAAGUGAUCGGACCUGACGAGAAUGGUAACAAGACAGUGAUUGAGUACAAGUUCAACGACGAGGGCAAAACGGUCAAAGUCACCACCAGGACACGUGUCCACAAGGGAUGGGCUGGAGAUAAACCGAUCACGGUACGGCGUCGUACAUGGGCUAAGUUCGGCGACGCCGUCAAAGAUGAUGCUAGUAGUGUCGGCUACACAACGGUUUCGAAGGAAUGCGUCUUCUUGGAACGACCCCAGGAUCUUUCCGGUACCAAACCGGAAGAAACAAAGGCACAUUCGGAUUUGGGUAAACCCGGUUCGGUCCUGAUGAUAUGUAGGAAUUGCGGUAAGAGAGGUGAGCACUGGACAGCGAGAUGUCCUAUGAGUAAUCAUUCCUCGACAGAUCAAGUGGAAGCAUCUACUUCUGCUGUUACUAACAACUCUAGUUCUUAUGUCCCACCAAACAUGAGAGGAGUAAGUAUAGCUGUUUCAGACACGAGGAGGAGGAGGAACGACGAGAACUCUUUACGUGUGACUAACUUGUCUGAAGACACUCGUGAACCGGAUCUGAUGGAUUUGUUUGGUACGUUUGGUGCUGUGUCUAGAGCCUAUGUGGUCUUUGACCAGAAUACCGGAGUAAGCAGAGGCUUUGGUUUUGUCAACUUCAUGAGCAGAGAAGACGCCCAGAGAGCAAUUAACAACUUGGAUGGUUAUGGGUAUGAUAAUCUCAUCCUUAGGGUCGAAUGGGCCACUCCUAGAUCCAACUAG
This is a messenger RNA of Thlaspi arvense, 828 nucleotides long. Lineage: Eukaryota; Viridiplantae; Streptophyta; Magnoliopsida; Brassicales; Brassicaceae. The record is from the annotation of a GenBank genome assembly.